Tauraco erythrolophus (red-crested turaco) is the source of this 2180-nucleotide messenger RNA. The record is from RefSeq and is a predicted model, not a curated record. NCBI's taxonomy places the organism in Eukaryota, Metazoa, Chordata, Aves, Musophagiformes, Musophagidae.
UGCUGGACCAGCUCCUGCCAGAGCUCAGCAUCUUACUCAAGCUGUUGGACCACGAGUACCUGAGUGCCACCACGCAGGAGAAGAAGCUGGCUGUCUCUACCAUCCUACAGAAACUGCAGCCGCCAGCAGGGAAGGAUGUGGACUACAUGUAUGUCAACACGGCGUCCCUGAGCAAUGGCACCAGCUUUGUGGAGUCUCUCUUUGAGGAGUUUGACUGUGACCUGCGGGAUCUCCAGGACAUGCAGGAGGAGGAGGGGGACACCAGCGAUGGCAUUGGCUUGGAGGUGGCAAGGAGCGAGACGGCAAAAGCUGUUCCUGUGGACCCUGCUCCGCCGCUGCCCACCACUCUGCCCUCUGCUUCCUCCACAGACAGCUCCAGCCCCCCCAACUCCAUCGAGGAUGGCUAUUAUGAGGACGCAGACAGCAACUACCCCGUCACCAGGAUGAACGGGGAGCAAAAAAACUCCUACAAUGACUCGGAUGCAAUGAGCAGCUCUUACGAGUCGUAUGACGAGGAGGAGGAAGAGGGGAAGGGCCAGCAGCUGACACACCAGUGGCCGUCAGAGGAAGCCUCCAUGAACCUGGUGAAGGAUUGCAGGAUUUGCGCUUUCCUGUUGCGCAAGAAGCGCUUUGGACAGUGGGCCAAGCAGCUCACCAUCAUACGGGAUGGCAAACUGCUGUGCUACAAAAGCUCCAAGGACCGGCAGCCGCACGUGGAGGUGCCCCUGGGGACCUGCAAUGUCAUCUACGUCCCCAAGGAUGGGCGGCGCAAGAAGCACGAGCUGCGGUUCUCGCUGCCGGGAGCCGAGGCGCUGGUGCUGGCCGUGCAGAGCAAGGAGCAGGCUGAGGAGUGGCUGAAGGUGAUAAAGGAAGCCAGCAGUCCGGCAGCGGGCGGGAUGGAAGCCCCCACCUCCCCGGUGAUGCCAUGCAAGAUGGACCUGGAUAAGCGGCUGUCGCAGGAGAAGCGCACCUCUACUCAGACUGACUCAGACAGCGUGGCAGCAGGCGAGACUGGCUCCCCGGCAGCCCGCAGAGAGCCCAGCGAGCACGGGAAAGGCAAAAAAUGUGGCUUGGCUGACCUGAAGGGCUCGAUGAGCCGGGCAGCAGGGAAGAAGAUCACCAGGAUUAUCAGCUUCUCCAAGAAGAAGCCUUCCCCUGAGGACACGCAGACCUCCUCCACCGAGGAGGACAUCCCCUGCUGCGGCCACCUCAGCGUCCUGGUUAACCAGUGCUGGAAGGAGCGCUGGUGUCGCCUGAAGGGCAACACCCUCUACUUCCACAAGGACCGCACGGACCUGCGGACCCACGUGAACGCCAUCGUCCUCCGGGGCUGCGAGGUGGUCCCAGGGCUGGGCCCCAAACACCCCUUCGCUUUCCGCAUCCUUCGCAAUGGGCAGGAGGUGGCAGCGCUGGAGGCAAGCUGCUCUGAAGACCUGGGCCGCUGGCUGGGUCUCCUUUUGGUGGAGACGGGCUCGCAGACGGCACCGGAGGCCUUGCACUAUGACUACGUGGACGUGGAGACAAUUGCCAACAUAGUGACGGCUGUGAGGCACUCCUACCUGUGGGCUAGCUCCUCCCAGGACCACCGGCCAGACUCCUCCCGCGUGGUGUACGAUGAUGUUCCCUAUGAGAAGGUUCAGGUGAGCGCCGAGGAGGAGCCGGGGCGGCUGGCAGGAGCGCAGGUGAAGCGCCAUGCCUCCUCCUGCAGUGAGAAGUCACGGCGGGUAGACCCGCAAGUCAAAGUGAAGAGGCACGCAUCGAAUGCCAACCAGUACAGGUACGGGAAAAACCGGGCCGAAGAGGACGCCAGGCGAUUUCUGACGGAGAAGGAGAAGCUGGAGAAAGAGAAAGCAUCGAUCCGCAGUGAGCUGGUGUUGCUGCGGAAAGAGAAGCGAGAGCUGCGGGAAGCCAUGAAGGGCAGCACAGGGUCAAAGCUGCAGGACCUGCAGCAGCGGGUGGCGGUGCUGGAGUCGCUGGCGGGAGGGCCAGCGCUGGGGCUGGCUGUGACCAGCAAGGCUGAGACCGAGGAAGCUACAAACAAGCCAAAUGGGAGCCCCUCUGAGCACUUGGUCCCUGUUAACUGUGCAGCUGAACUGAGGAAGAGAAGUCCCUCCAUCCUCCCUGCCAACAAAGGAAAUGUGCUGCGGAAGGCCAAGGAAUGGGAAAAGAAGCAGACUUAA